AUGCCUGCUUAAAAAAUGUUAUAAGAAUAUUUAUCGAAGGAAUGCUCGAUUUGUUUGUUGCAAUUUGAGAAAAAAGAAAAAUUUAGAAUAACUCCUUGUAAUCAUAUAUUUCAUGAUUAAUGCUUAUAAGAUUGGACAAAGAAAAAUAGUUAAUGUCCAUUAUGUAGAUAAGGAUUGAAAGAAGAAGAUAUUUAACAAUUUUUUACUAAGAUUCAUAGUAACAAUAAUGAAUCUUAAAGAGGUAUAAAUAAAAAGCCCUCUGUUUAAUUUAUUGCAUUAACAAACUCUGAAUACACUUAUUAGAAUGGAAACAAAUCUGACAAUUCUCCAUCAAAUAAUUUCUGCAUGAGCAAUUCUGGGAGGUAAAUGAGCAUCUAGAUUAUUCGUGAUGAGAUAUUGGAAUGA
Paramecium sonneborni is the source of this 405-nucleotide messenger RNA. The record is from the annotation of a GenBank genome assembly. NCBI's taxonomy places the organism in Eukaryota, Ciliophora, Oligohymenophorea, Peniculida, Parameciidae.